CCCUAAACUUGGUUCAACAGCAGUGACUGUGCAGUGGUGGCUUUGAGAACAGAACAGUUUUACGACUUCGAUUAAGAUAAUCUAGGAAUCUAGUGCUUCUAUUUGAGGCAUUUUUCACAUCGACCCAUAGAAGCCACUGAAUUGUUUUUAAUACAUGCAUUUUGUUACUGAACAUCAUUGAUCUGAAAGGAGAUUUUAAAAAAUAUUUUCCAUGAUCAUCUGAUUCGAAACAGUUAGCCUAGUUCGGAGGAUAGCAGUGCAACAGUUCGAACCGUGCGUAAUUCUCUGCAUCUUACUCCAUUCCAAUCUCCAAACAGCAAGAAAUCUUCGUGAGGAAAACCUUAAACUCGGAAACCAAAGGAAGACCUAAACUGCAGGUGGCUUACGGAAAAGAUGACGGCAAUGAGAUUGAUUUCAUCGCUUUUGCUGCUGGUGUUUUUGCAGUACGGAGUUUUUGCCGCAAGAAGAUUCCGAGGUGGUCGCAACCCGCAACCACGGCGGGCACCGCCUUCUCCCACAUACCGGGACCGGGGUGACACCACGGAGAGUUUCCCUUUGGAUUUCACCGCUGUCGAAGAGAACAUGGACAACUUCAUGACGCAGGUGAAGAACCUGGCGCAGUCCCUCUACCCGUGUUCGGCGCAGAAGCUCGACUAUGAUAUGAAGCUGCACUUUUUGGAGAAUACUUCAGUCACGUGCAACGAUGGAACGCCAGCGGGGUAUUGUAUUCUAUUCUCACAGGAUGCGUGACUUUUUUUCUUUCAUACAGUCGAGGUUCCCAGAAAUAUAGCAUGUUGAAAGCACACCCAUUGGAUUUUGCUUAUCCUUAAAGUUUAAAUAUCGAUUUGUUUGUGAUUGAGAUAGGCCUACUUUAGAUUAGAAGAUCACAAAAAGGAUUUAAAAAAAACGAUUUAAAUUGUUAAUUUAAAAAAAGUGUGUUAUACAGAUGUCCAAGACAGCUGCUGUGUGUAAUGACAGGUAUAAAGCGUAAUGACAGCUAUAGAGCUUAAUGACAGCUAUAGAGCUUAAUGACAGCUAUAGAGCGAAUAUUUGCGGACUGGCACGUGCGUAAUGCGCAUAGAGCUUGAUUUCUGUGAGCAUCUUAAUCUCAUGAUGCAGGAGUGACCGAAAUUGAUCUAUUUUUCAAAUUUGGAAUCUCUCUCUAAGCAAUGCAAAUUGGAUUGGUCCAUUAUGUGGCCCUCUGUAGCUCAAUUGGUAGAGCAUGGCGAUUGUAACGCCAGGGUAGUGGGUUCGAUCCCCGGGACCACCCAUACGUAAAAAUGUAUGCACACACGACUGUAAAUCGCUUUGGAUAAAAGUGUCUGCUAAAUGGCUUAUUAUUUUUAGGUGUGCGUGACGCAUCAAAAUGGGUAUAGAGUUUUUUAUGUACAUUGUAUUUUUUAAAUGCAGAUAAUAUUGGAAAACAUACCUGUUAAUAUAAAUUAAAUCGCAAUUUUAAGGGAAAAAAUAUUUUAUUGAUCUUUAUAUUGUUUUUAUGGUCAUCCAAACCAAUGUCAAAAUUACAUAUACAAUUUCCCAUGAAGGAAUAUAGGCUAAUAUUUAUAAACUGUUAUUCACCAAUAAUAUGGUUGUGAGAUUGACACCCAUUUUCUGCAUAGAUAAGCACAGCCAUUGUGUCGCUCAUUAGCCUCAGGAUGGUAGCAUUUCUAAAAUAUAAUAAAAUAUAUAUAUAUAUUCUCCCUCUCGCUCCAAAGACAUUAAGUAGUCUGUCAUUAAGCGAAAAUCCAUUUGGCACUGGAAAAGCCUUCAUGUUUUUUUUCCAUUCAUGAGGGAUAAGCAGGCAGACUAAAAGCAUUUGUAUAUUUAACUGUGUCUGUUAUUACAACAAAGACAACCAGAGGGCAUAUACAUGGUUAAGCCAAAUGCUGAACUCAAUGGCACUACUCAACAGGUUGCAUUGGGUUAGAGCCUCCACAUCUUAGCAAAGAAGGGAACUGCUUUAAUUUUCUUGUAUAGUAUAUGACAGAUACAGUGUUAUUAGUUAAUAUAGUGUAGUAUACAUCUAGUCAUUGGUUAAUGUGGUAUAGUGUAGUAUACAUCUAGUCAUUGAAAGGCUAAUACAUACAGUAUCUAUUGAAUACUGUAUAUCUGUUUGAUUUUACUCUCGGUGUGCCAUACCCUACUUUCUAAUCCCUGUACUCUCGAUGUUCCAUACCCUACAUUCUAAUCCCCGUACUCUCGAUGUUCCAUACCCUACUUUCUAAUCCCUGUACUCUCAAUGUUCCAUACCCUACAUUCUAAUCCCUGUACUCUCGAUGUUCCAUACCCUACAUUCUAAUCCCUGUCACCUAUAUCUGUUUUAUAGGGAGCAUGCCUGUAGAUGCUCUAUUGGGAGGUUAAUGCUAUUCUAACCCACUGCAAUGAUGAGGGAUCCAUUUAAUAAGGUCAGAGUGUAAUACACUGCAAUGGAGCACUAGCAUGAUGCAAGUCUGCAUGUCCAGUACAGUAUGUCUAGCAAUAUCAGAUCAUUGUGGUUAUACCCAACAGACUACAAAAAUACACAACAAAACACAUGAAAUGUGUUAUGAUUUAGACAUAUCGCUGGGCAGUAGGCUACAGUACAGUGUCAAUACACAGGCCUGUAUUGUCAGUGUGUGACUGGAUGGAUGAUGUAGAUGUCUCUCUCUGGAUUUAACAUCCUGUAUAAAUCCAGCGUUAUAAUUAAACCUCGGUGUCUCACAUCCUCCAUCCCAAAUGGCACCAUAUUCCAUAUAUGUUCCCUAUUCCCUAGGGGCCCUGGUCAAAAGUAGUGCACCAUAUAGGGAAUAGGGUGCCAUUUGGGACGGGCACAUGGAGAGUGGCCCAUCCAGCUCGUAAAGCUCUUUAGGAUUGCAGUGUGAGUGAGGACACAGAGGCUUUUAGACCUGGCCAGCAGGCCAGAGGUUGGCAGAUGUCAUCUCUGUAAUAGUCACCUUUGUGUCUAUUAAUAACCGGAUUCUAACACUAAUUCCUCCCAGCCAGUUCCUGUCCUUCCCUGGUUCACCCUGUCCCUCCCUGGUUCACCCUGUCCCUCCCUGGUUCACCCUGUCCCUCCCUGGUUCACUCUGUCCCUCCCUGGUUCACCCUGCCCCUCCCUGGUUCACUCUGUCCCUCCCUGGUUCACCCUGUCCCUCCCUGGUUCACCCUGUCCCUCCCUGGUUCACCCUGCCCCUCCCUGGUUCACCCUGCCCCUCCCUGGUUCACCCUCCCCCUCCCUGGUUCACCCUGCCCCUCCCUGGUUCACCCUGCCCCUCCCUGGUUCACCCUGCCCCUCCCUGGUUCACCCUGCCCCUCCCUGGUUCACCCUCCCCCUUCCUGGUUCAAUCUGCCCCUUGUUGGUUCACUCUGUCCCUCCCUGGUUCACUCUGUCCCUCCCUGGUUCCCUCUGUCCCUCACUGGUUCACCCUGUCCCUCCCUGGUUCACUCUGCCCCCCCCCCCCCUGGUUCACUCUGUCCCUCCCUGGUUCCCUCUGUCCCUCACUGGUUCACCCUGUCCCUCCCUGGUUCCCUCUGUCCCUCCCUGGUUCACUCUGCCCCUCCCUGGUUCACUCUGCCCCUCCAUGGUUCACUAUUUCCCUCCCUAGUCACUCUGCCCAUCCCUGGUAAUUGUUAUUGUUGUUGUUGUUAUUGUUAUUGUUGUUAAUAAUAGUGAUAGUGUUAGUGAUAGUAAUAGUGUUAGUGAUAGUGUUAGUGUUAGUGGUAGUGAUAGUGGUAGUGAUAGUGGUAGUGAUAGUCGUAGUGACAGUGAUAGUGUUCGUGAUAGUGUUCGUAAUAAUGUUUGUGAUUUUGAAAUUGAUAGUGAUAGAGAAGGCCAGGCUUCUUCAGGCAGGGAGCAAUAGAGCUCUGCAUGGGUAGGGAAACACUUUUCCAAACCCAAAUACACUUACAGUGAUGCUCCAGAGGUUUUGAAUAAUUUCAGCCAGUAGUUUUGAAAGUAGUGCUCAACAGGUCCCUGAAAAUGGUGCACAAUUGUGUACUACAUCAUCCAUUUCGUAUGACAUGUUACGUCCUGCCAGAAAAAUAUAAAAAAUAUAAAUACAUUGGAAUUCGUUCGAAAUGUUACGGAUUUGUAGAGUAAGUGCACAAGAUCCCAGACUGCAUAUUGAAAGAAGAGCUGUAAAACCAGGGUCCAAGUCAGGGGUAUUUAGAUCUUUACACUGGAGCUUCAUCCUCUGCCUCUAAUAAAGAAGAGCUGUAAAACCAGGGUCCAAGUCAGGGGUAUUUAGAGCUUUACACUGGAGCUUCAUCCUCUGCCUCUAGGAAAGAAGAGCUGUAAAACCAGGGUUCAAGUCAGGGGUAUUUAGAGCUUUACACUGGAGCUUCAUCCUCUGCCUCUAGGAAGGAAGUGCUGUAAAACCAGGGUCCUAGUCAGGGGUAUUUAGAGCUUUACACUGGAGCUUCAUCCUCUGCCUCUAGGAAAGAAGAGCUGUAAAACCAGGGUCCAAGUCAGGGGUAUUUAGAGCUUUACACUGGAGCUUCAUCCUCUGCCUCUAAGAAAGAAGAGCUGUAAAACCAGGGUCCAAGUCAGGGGUAUUUAGAGCUUUACACUGGAGCUUCAUCCUCUGCCUCUAGGAAAGAAGAGCUGUAAAACCAGGGUCCAAGUCAGGGGUAUUUAGAGCUUUACACUGGAGCUUCAUCCUCUGCCUCUAGGAAAGAAGAGCUGUAAAACCAGGGUCCAAGUCAGGGGUAUUUAGAGCUUUACACUGGAGCUUCAUCCUCUGCCUCUAGGAAAGAAGAGCUGUAAAACCAGGGUCCAAGUCAGGGGUAUUUAGAGCUUUACACCGGAGCUUCAUCCUCUGCCUCUAGGAAGGAAGAGCUGUAAAACCAGGGUCCAAGUCAGGGGUAUUUAGAGCUUUACACUGGAGCUUCAUCCUCUGCCUCUAGGAAAGAAGAGCUGUAAAACCAGGGUCCAAGUCAGGGGUAUUAAGAGCUUUACACUGGAGCUUCAUCCUCUGCCUCUAUGAAAGAAGAGCUGUAAAACCAAGGUCCAAGUCAGGGGUAUUUAGAGUUUUACACUGGAUCUUCAUCUUCUGCCUCUAUGAAAGAAGAGCUGUAAAACCAAGGUCCAAGUCAGGGGUAUUUAGAGUUUUACACUGGAUCUUCAUCUUCUGCCUCUAGGAAAGAAGAGCUGUAAAACCAGGGUCCUAGUCAGGGGUAUUUAGAGCUUUACACUGGAGCUUCAUCCUCUGCCUCUAGGAAAGAAGAGCUGUAAAACCAGGGUCCAAGUCAAGGGUAUUUAGAGCUUUACACUGGAGCUUCAUCCUCUGCCUCUAGGAAGGAAGAGCUGUAAAACCAGGGUCCAAGUCAGGGGUAUUUAGAGCUGUACACUUGAGCUUCAUCCUCUGCCUCUAGGAAGGAAGAGCCAGGUAAAACCAGGGUCCUAGUCAGGUGUAUUUAGAGCUUUACCUCUGUCUCUAGCAUCCACAGACAGCAAGGAGAGGACAGUUGUGGUCUGCCCCGUGCUACUGGUAACCUCCAUAGAUGUUACAGUGAUAGUGUGGUCUGGUACCCUCCAAAUGUAGCGUAAAAUUAGGUAUUCUAAGCUUCAUCUUAGUUUAUUAUGUCAUGAGUUGAACAUAUCAUGAAAGAUUAUCCCUGAAGACGAGAGUGUGAGUGAGGGAGUGAGUCAGUGUCUCGGCAAACACUGCACGACUCAGCCUGCCCAACAUCACACCACUCAGCCUGCUGAAAACAACGCCAUGCCACUCAGCCUGCUCAACACCAACCACUUCAGCAUGCUCAAAACACGCCACUCAGCCGCUCAACAACCAUGCCCAAUCAGCCUGCCUCAACACCGCACUUCAGCCUGCUCAACACCUACACACUCAGCAUGACUCAACACCACUGCAAUCAGCUGCUCAACACCAUGCCACUUCAGCCUGCCUGCUCAACACCACACCACUCAGCCUGCUCAAACACCACACCCUCAGCCUGCUCAACACCACGCUUACUCAGCCUCCUCAACACCACACCAUCAGCAUGCUCAACACCACACCACUCAGCCUGCUAACACCAUGCACUCAGCGUCAACACCAUGCCACUAGCAUGCUCAACACCACACCACUCAGCCUGCUCAACACCACGCUACUCAGCCUCCUCAACACCACACCACUCAGCCUGCUCAACACCACACCACUCAGCCUGCUCAACACCAUGCCACUCAGCCUGCUCAACACCAUGCCACUCAGCCUGCUCAACACCACACCACUCAGCCUGCUCAACACCACGCCACUCAGCCUGCUCAACACCAUGCCACUCAGCCUGCUCAACACCACACCACUCAGCCUGCUCAACACCACCACUCAGCUGCUCAACCACACCACUCAGCUGCUCAACACCACCCACUCACCCUGCUCAACCCCCCCAAAUGCCCUAAAAAGCUUUUUCCCCCUAAACCCCACCCCCACCCCCCCCCUCAGCCUCUAAAAAAACCCCCGCCCCACCCACCCCCCUGCUCCACCAUCCCACUCCCCUCCAACCCACACCACUCCCCCUUAAACACCACACCACUCACCGCUCAACACCCCCACUCCCCCCUUCAACCCUGCCACUCAGCCUGCCAACCCACCCCAUCACCGCAAAAUACCACACCACUCAGCCUCCUCAACACCACACCACUCAGCUUCCUCAACACCACACCACUCAGCCUCCUCUGGCAUUCCUCCCUGUGAUGAUGAUGCCUGGCAGCUGCCUGAGUUUCCUGUCCGUGAAGCCAUCCGUCUCAGCUGCAGCUGCAUCUUUGUUGGUAAAGAGGAGCGUUCAGAUACCCCUGUUCCCUCUAGCUGCCUGACACAGCUCCCUUAGAAGCUAGGCUUUAGCUCAGCAGGCUAAAACAUCUGGUGCUGAAAUAACAGUCUCUGAACAUCGCAGAAGCAAAUAGGGAAUAGAAUAGCAUCAGGCCUGCUUGUAUGGCCGACUGGGUUUGAAUCCAGGCAUCCUGGGUGCUACAAGUAUGUGUUAGCCCGCUGAGCUAAAGCCUAGCCAUCACAGAAACAUUUUGAGAAUCAUGCCUGCUUCUAAAGGUAUUUUGUAGUUUCUGCUAGUCUGAUAUUGUGAAACGGUAGAAAUGUUGUUGGGUGACAGAAAGUUAAAGGAAUACUUUGGGAUUUUGGCAAGGAGGCCCUUUAUCUACUUCCUCAGAGUCAGAUGUACAAUUGUUUAUGUCUCUGUGUCCAGUAUGAAGGAAGUUAAGAGGUAGUUUCGCGAGCCAAGGCUAACUAGUAUUAGCGCUAUGACUGGAAGUCCAUGGGUAUCUGCUAGCAUGCUGUUGCAUUAAAAUGCAUAUUAAAAUGCCUUGGAAUAACUGUAGACAUGGAAUUGCAGUGAAUUGAUGAUUCUGCACUUCACAGUAGUGAGACUAUGAGGAUCAAUUAUAGCAUUGCCCUCUUGUGGGCAGAGGAUGAACAGAUCUCCUGAAGUGAAUGAUCCAUACAUCCAGAUUGAAAGCUCUUCAGAGUGAGUCCUUCCAUUCUAGUGAGCCAAGCUCAGCCUAACCAAGCAGUAACUAGCUGCCCACCGUAGUUGCUGGACCUGUACUGAAAAGGACAACCUGAAAAGAAAACAUUGGACCCAGUCAGGUUCAGAUCUGUAGAAUUCAAUAGGAGAACAUUUACUUUUCAGCCACAUUUACAUUUCAGCACACUUACAUUUCAGCCACAUUUACAUGUUAGUCAACUAGCGGACGCUCUUAUGCAGAGCAACUUACAGUAAAUGCAUUCAUCUGAAGAUGAAGCUAGGUGAGACAACCGCACAUCACGCUAAUAAUAGGGACAACUUCUCCUCAAUAAAGUAGCUAUCAGCAGAAUCAGUGCUAGUGAGAAGAGACAGUGUGAGUGUUAGUGCAAGAAAGACAAGGGUGCUAGUUAUUUUAAUUGUUUUGGUUCAGACAACGAUCUCUGUGUUUGAUCUCUGUGUUCAGAUGGUGGUACUGGUCAUGCUGUAUAAUCCACUGUAAAAUAGUGUUAAAGGCUCUGACUCUCUGUGACGCAUCGAAGGGAGCAUUCCUCUGGGUGGAUGUGCUGAAUAUGGGUCCUGGGGCAACAGAGAUGUGUCUGUCUGUGUGUGUGUGUGUUUGCACAGACCUCACCAUGGUUUUCAUCCUAGGCUGCAGCAGGCUGCAGGCAGCACGUCAUCUCAUCUCUGUUUUUCAUUCCUGCAUGGCCAGCACUGAGGGUAGUGGUGAUUUUAUCCAGCCUGAGAUGGAGGGCCUAUGUAUGAGACCACUGUUAAAGAAUGGUGACUUCAGCAGAGUAGUAACAGGGAAUAUGAUGGUACUGCACUUCCUUAUCACUGUUGCCAGCGACGGACUGUUAUGGCACUGGUAACACCUAGGUGCUUCCCAAAUGUCACUUCAUUUCCUAUAUAGUGCACUACAUUUGGUCAUGGCCCAUAGGGCUCUGGUCAAAAGUAGUGUACUAUAUAGGGUGCCAUUUGCGAUAUACCAUAGACAUGCCCUUUCUCAAUACUGAGGGUGGAAGACCCUGGAUGAGCUCCUAUCUGUUGUUUUAUCACAUGGUUGGAAUGUGAGAUGAUUCAUAUUAAACUGUAGGGAAGCAGUCUCUCUCUCUCUCUCUCUCUCUCUCUCUCUCUCUCUCUCUCUCUCUCUCUCUCUCUCUCUCUCUCUCUCUCUCUCUCUCUCUCUCUCUCUCUCUCUCUCUCUCUCUCUCUCUCUCUCUCUCUCUCUCUGUGCGUGUGUGAUGUCCACAUCAUGGCUCUGUGUAACCAGCACACAAACAUUGUUUAUGGUGACUUCAAAUCUGGAGGAAGUACUUUUAGCUUUAUAUUCUUCCUGCUAACAGAGAUAAAGAUCUUCAAAGUAACAACAUGUCUUGUAUUCUUUGAAUACAUAAUAUGCACAUAGGUUUUAAUCUCUUUGGCACAGUCACUGAUACCAGGAGACGGUGAAGGCACCUUGAGUGUUUCAUGUGAGGCGACGUGGUUCUUGUCCAUGGUUUGUGAAUUUGCGUUUAUAAAAUAGAAUGUUUCUUUCCGUUCUAGGUACUACAUCAAAGAGUCCAGAGGGAGCAGACGGUGGUUGAUAUUCUUGGAGGGCGGCUGGUACUGCUUCAACAAAGAGAACUGUGACAGCCGAUACGACACCAUGAGGAGACUGAUGAGCUCGUCCAAGUGGCCUCAAACCAAAACAGGUCAGAAUCUCUGCCUACAGUACCUGCCUGUGUCUGUCUGGCUGGCUGUUACAGUUCACCAACCCCCCACCACUACUACUCUAAAACACAGAUUAAGCCUGGUCCUGAACGGUAUCCUACGAAGCAAGCUAGAUCUCCUUAGAGUUUUCUAAAGCUAACCAGCUUCAGUUAUUUUAUUUAACAUUUAUUUAACAAGGAAGGGCUCAUUGAGUUUUGAAAUCUCUUUUUCAAGAGAGUCCUGGCCAAGAUAGGCAGCACCAGGUCAUUACACAAUUACAGACAGACAACAUGAAAAACUACAAGUAAUCUAGUAAACAUCCAUAGAAAUCACUGGAGUAUAACAAAAUCAUAAAACAGCUAUUUAAAAACAUUGACAGGUCAAGGAAUCAGCCUCAAAAUCCUUCAUCAAUGAUUUAAAAACACCAAUCGGGACAAGUUCUUCCAGUUUAAAUGUAUGUUGUAAAGCGUUCCAAGACGAUGGCGCAGAGUACAUAAAAGCCCUUUUACCAAAUUCAGUUCGGACAAUUGGAACAGUUAGCAGGAUAAAGUCCUGCGAACGAAGGGAGUACCCACCACAUUUCUGAAUAAUAAAAAUUCCCAGAUAAAAUGGUAGUAAACCCAAAAUAGCUUUGUAAAUAAAAGUUUACCAGUGACUGAGCCUACGAGUGACUAGAGAAGGCCAGCCAACCCUGGUAUAUAGAGUGCAGUGGUGCGUAAGGGUUUUGCAGUAAAUCUCAAUGCUCCAUGAUAAAGUGUGUCAAUUGAUCUCAAACACUGAGCGGAAGCAUUCAUAUAUAAAAUAUCUCCAUAAUCUAGUAUAGGCAUAAAUGUAUCUGAUACUAGCCUCCUUCUGGCUUCAAAAGAAAAACAUUCCUUAUUCCUAAAAUAAAAUCCCAACUUCAGCUUGUAAGUUGUUGAAUAUGCAAUUUAAAAGAGAGACUGUCAUCAAUUAAAAUUCCAAGAUAUUUAUAUGCGGUUACAGCCUCAAUCUCAUUGCCCUGACAGGUAGUAAUAGGUGAAAGGUUCAGAGGUCUGUUUCUUGCUUUAGAAAACACCAUUAGUUUAGUUUUGUCAGCAUUGAGGAUAAGCUUCAAUUGACACAAGGUAUGUUGAACAGUAUAAAAAGCAGUUUGCAAGUUCUGGAAAGCUUCAUCAGCAUAAAAGUGAAGUUGCGCAUUUUGCACAUUUUUGUCUAAAUUAUUUAUAUAAAUAGUGAAUUAGAGGGGACCAAGUACAGAGCCCUGGGGCACACAAUUACAGACAGACAAUUUAACAGACAUGAGCCCAUCAAAUUGAGUGCACUGAGUUCUAUUAGACAGAUAGUUAGCAAACCAUGCAACUGCAUGCUCCGAAAGACCUACGCUUGACAAUCUCUGCCUCAGUAUAGCAUGAUCAACUGUAUCAAAAGCCUUAGAGAGAUCAAUAAAAGGGAGACACAGUGCUGUUUUUUGUCAAGGGCUUCAGUGAUAUCAUUUAAAACCUUCAAGGCUCAAGGCUGCUGUAAUUGUGCUAUGCUUCUUCUUGAAGCCCGAUUGGUACAUUGAUAAAAUAGAGUUAGUAUAUAAAAACUAUUUUAGCUGUUCACUAACAAGGGUUUCAAGUAUUUUUGCCAGGGGUGACAGCUUUGAGAUUGGCCUAUAAUUAUUUAAAAGAGUUGGAUCUCCCCCUUUUAAAAGUGGUAGAACAAAUGCUGAUUUCCAGAUCUUUGGAAAUUCAUUACAUUCCAGGGUUAGAUUGAACAUAUAUGUAAGUGGUUCAGCUAUGAAAUCAGCUAAACCUGUGGAAUGGGGCAUGCUUGUUUACUAUUUGGAAAAAUAUAUAAUGAAAGAACUUCAAGGCUGUUUUCACAUCAGGAAAAAGCUCAAUCUUGCUCCAGUCAAAAUAAAACAAAUCAUGAAAGAAAGCCUGCUCAUUAAAACUCUUAACAUAAAGCGUGGGUUUGUCUUAGGAACCUUAGUAUUUCUAACAGCAACAACAGCACAAUGGUCACUAAAAUCAUUACAGAAAACACCAACCGCAUAAUAUUUAUGUGGAACAUUUGUCAAUAAGGCCCCGUGUAGCUCAGUUGGUAGAUCAUGGCGCUUGCAACGCCAGGGUUGUGGGUUCGAUUCCCACGGGUGGCCAGUAUGAAAAAAAUAAAUAUGUAUGCACUCACUAACUGUAAGUCGCUCUGGAUAAGAGCGUCUGCUAAAUGACUAAAAUGUAAAAUGUAUAUCAAAUCAAUCAGGGUAGAUUUCUCUGGACAUUUGAGAUUUGGGCGGGUGGGUGAAUGAAUCAACUGGGUACGAUUCAUAGAAUUACAAUACAUUUUAAAAUCAUCAGACACCGGCUUUAACCAACACCAGUUGAGAUCACCAAUCAAGAUAAUUUCACUGUAAAGAAGUUUAGACAUAAGGUGCAUCAGAGAAGAAAAUGCAUCACCGAGAGCAGAGGGGGGUCUAUAACAGCCAAUCACAGUUACAAAUAGUUUCAGACUUUGCCACACUUACAAGGAAUUUAUUAUUUACAUAUAUAUAGCCACACCCCCAACUUAACUCGAUCAGUGCGAUACACAUUAGAACCAUUUAUACAAAUAUCCUAAUCAAGAACAGACUUGCUGAGCCAGGUUUCAGAAAACACAAUUACAUCAGCAUCAGUUGAUUUAGCACAAAUCCUAACCCCAUCAAUUUUAGACAAAGGCUGCGUACAUUUAAAUGAAAAAUACCAAAACCAGAUCUAGAUAUAAAAUCAGAGGGGGUGUGGAGACAUUGCAUAUCAGGGCCAGGGUUAGGUUGCAUGCUACCUGAUAUCAACAGAAUAAGAAUAAUUAGGCACCUCUGUUUAAUAACCUUGCACAGCUUCUCUUUUUUAAGAGACCUACUGCAAGUGAAUUCUACAAGUGUUUCCAGACAAUACAAAACAGUCAUUUAAAACAAUUAGACUUUGGUAGUGACACAAAUGCAUCGGCACUUGGACGAGUGGACCGAGUGAAAAAGAGAGAGUUCCCGCAGACACAAUGUCUAACGGACGGGAGAGCACAUUGUCAUAUGUACUCACCCAGCAACAAUGUUCAUUUCCUCCAGAGUUCAGUAAAGUCAUUGCGCAAAGCAAUACCACGAAAAUUGUCAUUUUCUCUGAGAGAUGUAAGAAAUAGAGGCCAAGGAAAGGUAAGGGGAGAGAGGGACUGUGUGUAUUUAUGUGAAUGUGUGUGCAUGAGUAGAUUGGGGAUGGGGGUCGAUUGAGAGAGCGGGUUGGGGAUUGUUGAGCUGCCGCUGACAGCCAGUUGGAGAGCAAAGAGGAGCAGCUUGGACAAGACACUCCGCGGAGGGAAACAGAGAAUAGAACCCAGGCCAGCCAGAGAGAGGAUUACGUUGGUCAACUUCGAGUAAGGAAGUGCAAAUAGUGCAAAAAAAAAUGAUACGAGUUGAGGGAGACUUGCGAUCUUUACACCAGCAAAACUAAAUAGUUUGCACUACACAACAAGAAAAGUGUAGAUUUGCUCCACCGUAAAUGAAUGAGUUAUUAGUAGGUUAAAAAGUACUAGUCACAGACAAACGACUUGACAUUGUGAUGUGGUGGUGUUGAAGGAGUCAGGCGCAGGAGGGUAAAUCACAGAAUAACAGGCUUUAAUCCGCAAAAUACAGGUUUACGCAGAACUGCGUCAAACACACUCCAGGGCACAAAACAGGUGCACUGGAAAAUACAAGGCACACAGGAAAAUACUCCCGUCAAACAAAAUACACGAGCUCCACCGAGCUUCACUAACCUUCACAAUAAACAAUCACCCACAAGGACAAGGGGGCAGAGGGAACACUUAUACACGGACUAAUUAGGGGAUUAGAACAAGGUGUGUGAUAACGAGACAAGACAAUUGUUAUGAUGAUUGGGGCGGCAGUGGUUAGUACUCCGGUGACGAUGAACGCCGAAGCCUGCCCGAACAAGGAGGGGAGGCAGCCUCGGCCGAAGUCGUGACAGUACCCCCCCCCCCCCCCCCGAUGCGCAGCUGAAUCGACUAGCGCCUUACAAUGGGGAACUACCAUGAGAUCGGGAAAGUGGAUAGGUAGGGUACAGUGCGCAGCAGAGGGCUCUGAACAAGUGUGGGUGUUCGAUACCUGGGGUGAUGCAUGAGUGCCCUGCCUGCCGCCUCCCGGCCCAAAAGAACGUUGACUACGAUGUGUAGUGUAUUGUCCCUUCGUGCCACCAGAGUGGCACUGUCGCUGUCCCCUCUGCUCUCUAGGCCGGCGGCUCCACCUAGCUCCAUCGGCUCGGGAUCUGAGUCAUCCGGGAUGGAAACGGGCAGACUCCUAACAGGACGUCCUCUGGCUGCCAGUAGGUUGUCCAAACGAAUGGCCAUGUCCACCAGUUUGUUGAAGGACAACAUGGUGUCUCGGCAGGCUAGCUCCCGUUGGACGUCCUCCCGCAGAUGGCACUGGAAAUGGUCGAUCAGGGCCCGCUCGUUCCACCCGGACCCCGCUGCCAGCGUCCGAAACUCUAACGCGAAGUCCUGCGCAGUCCUCGUCCCCUGCCUCAGAUGGACCAGUCGCUCACCCGCCUAAAGAGGCGAGCGAACUCCCUGUAGUCCUCCAACGCGGCUCCUCCUUCGUUCCACACCGCGUUGGCCCACUCCAGGGCUUUCCCACAGAGGCAGGAAACGAGGACGGACACCUUCUCCCGCUCCGAUGGUUCCGGCCUGAUGCUGGCAAAGUAAAGCUCCAAUUGGAGGAGGAAUCCCUGGCACAGCGCCGUCGUCCCAUCAAACGCCCGUGGUCGGGAUAUCUGGAUCCCUCCGGGUGCUGGGGUGUAGGUGGCUGGAUCCGGUUGGCCAGCUGGUCUCGACAGAUCGGGUUCUCUCCUCUCCAGGCAUUGGACAACCUGAAGAACCCGAUCCAUCGCUUCCCCCAAGCUGGCCAGCAUUGUGGAAUGCUCCUGGACCCUUGCCACGACUCCAGGCAUGCGCUCUUCUCCCUCUGACUCCAUAUUCAGGUGGGUGAUUCUGUGAUGUGGUGGUGUUGAAGGAGUCAGGAGCAGGAGGUUAAAUCACAGAAUAACAGGCUUUAAUCCGCAAAAUACAGGUUUACGCAGAACUGCGUCAAACACACUCCAGGGCACAAAACAGGUGCACUGGAAAAUACAAGGCACACAGGAAAAUACUCCCGUCAAACAAAAUACACGAGCUCCACCGAGCUUCACUAACCUUCACAAUAAACAAUCACCCACAAGGACAAGGGGGCAGAGGGAACACUUAUACACGGACUAAUUAGGGGAUUAGAACAAGGUGUGUGUGAUAACGAGACAAGACAAUUGCUAAGAUGAUUGGGACGGCAGUGGUUAGUACUCCGGUGACGACGAACGCCGAAGUCUGCCCGAACAAGGAGGGGAGGCAGCCUUGGCUGAAGUCAUGACAGACAUGCUGCCAUCUUUACAUUCCAGCUCUGUCUUCAUCCGUACAACGACAGUUAUUGCUCCUCCGCCUGCCGCUAACUCUAGCAGGCUUGUACCUGAGCAUUCAUGUCGCACAUGGCUAGUCAUACACCGAACUCUUCACUGAGACAAUGUUGAAACAUCAAUCCAUGCGCGAGUCAGUGCCACAUUUUCAUUUGUGCCAAAAACAAAAUGAAAGAAAAGUUAUGUUGCAAAAUCAGCAGGCUGUGGUGUGAAAUAGGCUUGUUUUAUUACUUAUCGUUAAUGCCAACUUUGGUGUGCUUAUCAAUGCACAAGCACCUUUUUCCCCACUCCUAUCGAUCUUUUUUAAAUUAAGUCAAACAAAAGUGUUACUGUGCUUGAAGUUUAAAAUGCAUUUUGUCAUUACUAAAUGUGUAAUGUGAUAUAUUUUAACAUUAAAUGUUUUUAACACAAAAAAAACAUUUGAUUAAUAAAAUAUUUAAUCAGUCAUCUUCCUCAAAUGGAGAGGAUGAUGACGCAAUCUUUGCGAGAGGGAGGGAAUUUGAUUUAAUCGGUCCUCAACUUGUGGCUCAGUCAUUUCAUUCAGUGGAGUAAAGUUAGCUGUGAGUUAGCCUGCCCUUGAGCAGGUUAGUUCUGAAGGAUUUGUUGCCAUAGAAAUGUACCUGGCUAAAAGGUGAGCCACUUUCGUAUGACCGGUUAACCCAAGUUUAACUCAGAGUUGACCAAAGUUAGCUGGCUAACUCCUCAAACCUGCUUCGUAUCAUACCGCUCUGGACUAAGAAGCAUUCUCAAUAGAGAUUCUCCUUUGAAAAUGCUUUUUAGUCUGGGACCAGGCCUAAUCUGUGUCUGGGAAACAGUACCUUAAUCUAAACCGAAUGUUACAGUAAUAUAAGACACUUAUCUAUAGCAACCUACUGUAUGGUAAGUGCAUACACUCUUCUGUUGCUAGCGCCACGCUCCUACCAACUGAGCCCCUCCACAUGUUAUAGACAGAAAAUGGCUUUGGGCUGUAGUGCUGUCUGUUCUGGCUCUGCACCCACACAAUGAACAAAGUACAGACCAGGGCCCGUAUCCACACAAUGAACAAUGUACAGACCAGGGCCCGUAUCCACACAAUGAACAAAGUACAGACCAGGGCCCGUAUCCACACAAUGAACAAAGUACAGACCAGGGCCCGUAUCCACACAAUGAACAAAGUACAGACCAGGGCCCGUAUCCACACAAUGAACAAAGUACAGACCAGGGCCCGUAUCCACACAAUGAACAAAGUACAGACCAGGGCCCGUAUCCACACAAUGAACAAAGUACAGACCAGGGCCCGUAUCCACACAAUGAACAAAGUACAGACCAGGGCCCGUAUCCACACAAUGAACAAAGUACAGACCAGGGCCCGUAUCCACACAAUGAACAAAGUACAGACCAGGGCCCGUAUCCACACAAUGAACAAAGUACAGACCAGGGCCCGUAUCCACACAAUGAACAAAGUACAGACCAGGGCCCGUAUCCACACAAUGAACAAAGUACAGACCAGGGCCCGUAUCCACACAAUGAACAAAGUACAGACCAGGGCCCGUAUCCACACAAUGAACAAAGUACAGACCAGGGCCCGUAUCCACACAAUGAACAAUGUACAGACCAGGGCCCGUAUCCACACAAUGAACAAAGUACAGACCAGGGCCCGUAUCCACACAAUGAACAAAGUACAGACCAGGGCCCGUAUCCACACAAUGAACAAAGUACAGACCAGGGCCCGUAUCCACACAAUGAACAAAGUACAGACCAGGGCCCGUAUCCACACAAUGAACAAAGUACAGACCAGGGCCCGUAUCCACACAAUGAACAAAGUACAGACCAGGGCCCGUAUCCACACAAUGAACAAAGUACAGACCAGGGCCCGUAUCCACACAAUGAACAAAGUACAGACCAGGGCCCGUAUCCACACAAUGAACAAAGUACAGACCAGGGCCCGUAUCCACACAAUGAACAAAGUACAGACCAGGGCCCGUAUCCACACAAUGAACAAAGUACAGACCAGGGCCCGUAUCCACACAAUGAACAAAGUACAGACCAGGGCCCGUAUCCACACAAUGAACAAAGUACAGACCAGGGCCCGUAUCCACACAAUGAACAAAGUACAGACCAGGGCCCGUAUCCACACAAUGAACAAAGUACAGACCAGGGCCCGUAUCCACACAAUGAACAAAGUACAGACCAGGGCCCGUAUCCACACAAUGAACAAAGUACAGACCAGGGCCCGUAUCCACACAAUGAACAAAGUACAGACCAGGGCCCGUAUCCACACAAUGAACAAAGUACAGACCAGGGCCCGUAUCCACACAAUGAACAAAGUACAGACCAGGGCCCGUAUCCACACAAUGAACAAUGUACAGACCAGGGCCCGUAUCCACACAAUGAACAAAGUACAGACCAGGGCCCGUAUCCACACAAUGAACAAAGUACAGACCAGGGCCCGUAUCCACACAAUGAACAAAGUACAGACCAGGGCCCGUAUCCACACAAUGAACAAAGUACAGACCAGGGCCCGUAUCCACACAAUGAACAAAGUACAGACCAGGGCCCGUAUCCACACAAUGAACAAAGUACAGACCAGGGCCCGUAUCCACACAAUGAACAAAGUACAGACCAGGGCCCGUAUCCACACAAUGAACAAAGUACAGACCAGGGCCCGUAUCCACACAAUGAACAAAGUACAGACCAGGGCCCGUAUCCACACAAUGAACAAAGUACAGACCAGGGCCCGUAUCCACACAAUGAACAAAGUACAGACCAGGGCCCAUAUCCACACAAUGAACAAAGUACAGACCAGGGCCCGUAUCCACACAAUGAUCAAAGUACAGACCAGGGCCCGUAUCCACACAAUGAACAAAGUACAGACCAGGGCCCGUAUCCACACAAUGAACAAAGUACAGACCAGGGCCCGUAUCCACACAAUGAACAAAGUACAGACAAACUGACAUACAGACAAACUGACAAACAGUUGGAUGUCAGUUAUGAAUAGCACAGGGGUAUAUUUAUUUAUGGUAAUGACCAGUGUUAUUGAGACAGUCAUCUAUGUUGUAAUGACCAGUGUUAUUGAGACAGUCAUCUAUGUUGUAAUGACCAGUGUUAUUGAGACAGUCAUCUAUAUGGUAAUGACCAGUGUUUUUGAGACAGUCAUCUAUGUUGUAAUGACCAGUGUUAUUGAGACAGUCAUCUAUAUGGUAAUGACCAGUGUUAUUGAGACAGUCAUCUAUAUGGUAAUGACCAGUGUUAUUGAGACAGUCAUCUAUGUUGUAAUGACCAGUGUUAUUGAGACAGUCAUCUAUAUGGUAAUGACCAGUGUUUUUGAGACAGUCAUCUAUGUUGUAAUGACCAGUGUUAUUGAGACAGUCAUCUAUAUGGUAAUGACCAGUGUUAUUGAGACAGUCAUCUAUAUGGUAAUGACCAGUGUUUUUGAGACAGUCAUCUAUGUUGUAAUGACCAGUGUUAUUGAGACAGUCAUCUAUAUGGUAAUGACCAGUGUUAUUGAGACAGUCAUCUAUAUGGUAAUGACCAGUGUUAUUGAGACAGUCAUCUAUGUUGUAAUGACCAGUGUUAUUGAGACAGUCAUCUAUAUGGUAAUGACCAGUGUUAUUGAGACAGUCAUCUAUAUGGUAAUGACCAGUGUUAUUGAGACAGUCAUAACAUACUCCUGUAGCUCAGUUGGUAGAGCAUGGCGCUUGCAACGCCAGGGUUGUGGGUUCGAUUCCCAUGGGGGGCCAGUAUGAAAAAUGUAUGCACUCACUAACUGUAAGUCGCUCUGGAUAAGAGUGUCUGCUAAAUGACUAAAAUGUAAAAAAUUUAAAAUACUACUGUAGAGAGCUAUCUGCCGCCUGCUCCUGUGAGAGGGGAAGUGCCUCUCUCUCAUUGUGCUGUAAGAGCCAUAAUUCAUGCAGUGAUUAUGAGGAAGAUGGUGAUGUGUCUGGGAGUGGCAUGAUGGUUAAUGAUAUAUAUUCUCUAUUGCCGUGUCAUUCCUCUCUGUAGGCACAGGGAUCCUGUCUCCACUCCCAGAGGAAAACCCUCACUGGUGGAACGCCAACAUGGUGUAAGUUCCAGGAUUUGGUGUGUGUGUGUGUCCAGUUGAUCAUUAUAAAGUUGUAAGAAGACCUGACAUUGAUGUGUUUCCUCUCCAGGUUCAUCCCCUACUGCUCUAGUGAUGUGUGGAGUGGUGCCUCAGCCAAGACGGACCAGAGUAAGACAUCACUUUUGGCCAUACUAAUGUGUGUUUGCAUUUUCUAAUGGAGAUCAAUCAACCAAUCACCCAACAAAUCAAUCACCCAAUCAGCCAAUCAACGAAUCAAUCAACCAAUCAAUCAACUAAUCACCCAACCAAUCAAUCAACCAAUGAACUAAUCAAUCAACCAAUCACCCAACCAAUCAAUCAACAAAUCAACAAAUCAACCAAUCAGCCAAACAAUCAACCAAGCAACCAAUAAACCAAGAAAACAAGCAACCAAUCAGCCAACCAACCAAUAAAUGAACGAAUGAAUGAAUCAUUCAAUCAAUCAAUCAAUCAAUUAACUUAAAAUGUAUUGUCCUAGAGGGAAAUUGGUUAUUUAAUUGAAUCAUACAUGAAAGACAUCGGAUAGGUAGGUAUGUUGUGUGCAUUGUGUUGGUCACUCGGCACUCAAUGUAUUGUGUUGGUGACUGACUGUCUGUCUGCGUGCCGUCUGUGUGCAGGUGGCUACGCCUUCAUGGGGUCUCUGAUCAUUCAGGAGGUGGUGAAGGAUCUGCUGGCCAAGGGGCUUGACAACGCCAAGGUUCUACUACUGGCUGGCAGCAGGUGGGUGGGGCCACAUGUUAGUGUGGGUGUGUCUGUGUGUUAACAUAAUGUAAAUAUGUUUAAUGAACUGUGUGUCCUAUAGAUUAGAAUAAGUUAGUGUGUGUGUCUGUUUGUGUGUGUUCGUGCCUGUUUGUGUGUGUUUGUGUGUGUGUAUAGUCUUGCCUGUGUGUGUUCGUGCCUGUGUGUGUGUUUGUGUGUGUGUAUAGUCUUGCCUGUGUGUGUUCGUGCCUGUGUGUGUGUGUGUUACCUAUCUGUGUGUCUCUUCUCUACCCCACAGUGCGGGGGGGACGGGGGUCCUGCUGAACGUGGACCCUGUGGCUGAGCUGCUGGAGGGGCUGGGGCACCCUGGGAUCCAGGUGAGGGGUCUGGCUGACUCGGGCUGGUUCCUGGACAACAAGCAGUACCGAUCUACUGACUGUCACGACACCAUCAGCUGUGCCCCCACGGAGGCCAUCAAGAGAGGCAUCAAGUAAGAGAGCACUCUACCACUAUAGCUGCAGUCUCUGGGACCAUAUUCACAAUCUCAAAUCUCAGAUUAGGGGUGCUGAUAUAGGAUCAUAGUAUGAUCUAAAAAUCGAAAAAAUCUGAUCCUAUAUCAGGGGGGACUGAUCCUAGAUCAGCACUCCUAUUCUGAGCUGCUUUCUGAGUACGGUCCCUGGGCGGUUCAGAAUGCCGUGGUUAGGGACAGAGAGUUUCUCAUGGCCCAGUGGCCUGACCAGGAGAAGCUAUAGGCUCUAGUUGUACUAUACUGCGUCGCAUCAUUGUUAAAUGGAUUGAAAAUAUUGAACUCCCUAGCCUUAGGCUGCGUUUACACAGGCAGCCCAAUUAUUGGCAAAAGAUCUGAUCUGAUUGGGUUGCUUGUGUAAACGCAGCCUUAGUAGCCUAUUCUUCAGGUCCUGUACGAACUGACACUGUAAGAUGUUGACCUCUGACCUCUUGUCACCAGGUACUGGGGCGGCGUGGUGCCAGAGAGGUGUAGACAGGUCCACCUGGGGGAGGAGUGGAACUGUUUCUUUGGCUACAGAGUGUUCCCCUCCAUAAAGAGUGAGUGCUAUCAAAGGUUAAGGAAUUCAUUUGUGAAUUUGCACAGAUAUCUGUGUAUAUCUCUGUGUGUCAGUGUGUUCAUUAUGACAGCCUGUUUGUGUGUGUGUGUGUGCAUACAUUACAUCCUGUUCCAACUCCCUCCACGCAGGCCCAGUGUUUGUGGUCCAGUGGUUGUUUGACGAGGCCCAGCUGACUGUCGACAACAUCCAUCUGACCGGUCAGCCCGUCCAGGAGGGGCAGUGGCGCUACAUCCAGAACCUAGGCAUCGAGCUGAGGAACACGCUCAAAGACGUCCCGUAAGCACCCGCAAACUUACAGUAACUCUUACAUUAACUCUUACAGAAAACGUAUAGUAACUCUUACAUUAACUCUUACAACAAACGUACAGUAACUCUUACAGCAAACUUACAGUAACUCUUACAGCAAACUUACAGUUACUCUAACAGCAAACUUAAAUUAAUUGUAAAGAUUGACAGGCAGACAGUGUGUCAAGGUUAUGCUGCCAACUGUGUUCAACAAGUCUCAUGUAUUUGCAUACAUUUUCAGGGCCAUGUUUGCUCCAGCUUGCCUCUCACAUGAAGUCAUCACAAGGAAGUAAGUAUCGCUCUCUCUGUCAUUCAUCUUCCACCUGGGUCAUGUUCAGUUGGGCACGUCGUACAUAAAGGUUUUACAACAGAAAACUGAAAUCUGUGUUGUUACUGGACACAUUUAUCACUCGGUUUUUCAACUUUCUUCACACCUGGGUUGCGUUCAGUAGGGCACACCAUAUACAAAAAACAUUUUGGAACGGAAAAUGGAAAUCUGUGUUGUUAUUGGACAAAUCUAAAUAGUACCUCCCCGUUUCACUGCUUUUUUCCCUACUGAACACCACUCUAAUUAGAGAGAGAAUAUUCUGUGUCAGCUAGCUGCUUAUUCUGUGUGACUCGCCGUGAUCUAACAGUGCCCUCUUGUGGCUGGUCUGUUACAGUUACUGGAUCGACGUUCAGGUCAAAGGCACCUCCCUGCCCCGAGCCCUGCACUGCUGGGACCGCAGUCUCCAAGACAACAGCCGGAACAACAAGGCCCCGCCCAAGGGCUGCCCCGUCCAUUUGAUUGACAGCUGCCCCUGGCCACACUGCAACCCCACCUGCCCCACCAUCCGGGACCAGUUCACGGGCCAGGAGAUGAACGUGAUCCAGUUCCUCAUGCACAUGGGCUUUGAUGUGCAGAAGAUGGCCCAGCAGCAGGGCAUGGACCCCAGCAAGCUACUGGGGAUGCUGAGCAGCGGGAGCUAAGGGAACAGGAGUAAAGUCUUAGUACAGUAGGCUAGACCAGGGGGCUGGGCGCUAUGGGGCCAAAUCCUACAUUUGAGAUCCCCGAAAAUAGGAUAAAAAAACAAAAACUAAAUUUAAAUCUCCCAUUGACAUCAAUGUUUGAUGGGGGAGGGGUUUAGUUUAUUUUGGACUUGUGAAGUAGCCUUUUAAGCAAAAUAUUUGAGUUUUAUGUGGAUCUCAAAGUAGGAUUCGAUGCCAAGUCUGGUCCCAACACCUGAUACCUCCAGCUCUGCCCCCAUGUUCCCUGUCCCCAUCCCAUUCACCUCAGCCCUAACCUCAGUCACACCUAAGGGCUACACUCAGUCUGACCCCUAACCCCUCACCUCCAACCCACCCGACAGCGCCUCUCACAACCCAGUACUGUUAAGAGUACUGGGGCAAACAUGCCACACAGACAAGGCACACCUCUCUGCUACUCUCCUUAAAUUAUAUUUUGGUUGUAAAAGAAAAAGAAAAAUCACGAAUGUAAUCCAGUUUUAAGGAUGCUCAUUGUUUAGUUGUUGUUGGCUCUGUUCAUUUUGUUUUUUACCUUAACUUUUAUCCUGUGUUUAUAGUUUUUAAUUGUGUAAUUGUUUUAAAAAGGCAGCAAUGACUUAAGGAAGUUGUCUUUAUAAAGGAGUCUAUAUAGAGUAUAUGAAGUAAACACAAUGUUAAUGUCUGUCUAACUGUGGGUCUGUGGGUCUUUUCUACCACAGUAUUUCUUCCUCAAGUCAAGAACAGGCACACACACAUUAAAGGUGUGGAAAGCACUGGACAAGUAGUCCUUCUCUAAGGAGGCAGUGGCUGCUUCCCAAAUGCCACCUUAUUCCAUAUAUAGUGCACUACUU
Molecule: messenger RNA, 22534 nt
Organism: Coregonus sp. 'balchen'
Lineage: Eukaryota; Metazoa; Chordata; Actinopteri; Salmoniformes; Salmonidae
Source: the annotation of a GenBank genome assembly